GGACAAUGAUGACAGAUGAUCUCCUAACAACGCCUGUUAACAUAGAAGUUUUAGCACAUGAACUUUUCCAUCAUCCUGACAAAGACUUUGCGAAAUAUUUGUGUGAUGGUUUUACUUAUGGCUUCGAUACUAUGAUUUCUAAUGCAGAUGCUGAUUCAGAAACCUUAGAAUGUAGAAAUCUUCUGUCAGCUAGAAAUCAGCCAGAAAUAGUAGAUAAAUUAGUGAAGACAGAAGUAGAAAAAGGUUUCGUGGUAGGUCCACUAGAGUCACUUCCAUUCCCAAAAUACAGAGUAAGCCCAAUAGGCGUGGCAGUUGGGAAAUAUUCAGGGAAACCAAGGCUUAUCAUGGACUUAUCAUCCCCUCAUGAUAACGAGCAUCAUGCCAGUGUCAAUUCGAUGAUAGAUAAAGAAAACUGUUCUCUGUCUUAUGUUAAGAUAGAUGACGCUGUACGAAUUAUCCAGACUCUAGGACGUGGGACCACUAUGUGCAAAACAGACAUUUCUGAUGCCUUUAAACUUGUCCCGGUUCUACCCAAACAGUGGCAUAUGUUUUGUUUCAAAUGGAGAUCACAAUAUUAUUACUAUACAAAAUUAUCAUUUGGUUGCAGAUCAAGUCCAAGGAUAUUCGACAAUCUUUCCCAAGCAGUGUGCUGGAUAGCGCAUAACAAUUAUGGAAUCAAAUAUAUUCUACAUCUAUUAGAUGAUUUCAUCACUUUCGAACAUCCUGAAAAUGACGGUGAAACUAACAUGAAUUUGUUGUAUCAUAUCUUUCAAACUCUCAAUAUACCAAUGGCACUGCAUAAAACCGAAGGACCUACCACAUGCUUAGAGUAUUUAGGCAUCAUUUUAGACUCACAGUUAAUGGAAGCCAGACUCCCAAACGAGAAACUCCAAAGAAUAACAGGAUUCCUUCACAAAUUUCAGUCACGCAAAUCUUGCACGAAGAGAGAACUUCUGCAGCUACUUGGCCAUUUGAACUUCGCCAGCCGUGUCAUCCUCCCAGGAAGAUCGUUUGUUUCCCAUCUUAUCACCCUAUCCACCACUGUUAAACAACUGCAUCAUUAUGUGAAAAUAAACGAACAAUGUAGGGAAGACAUGCAAAUGUGGCUGAGUUUCUUAAGCAAUUGGAAUGGCAUUAAUCUAUUUUAUAGUAUGUCUCAGAUUACAUCAGAGGAACUAAACCUUUUUACAGAUGCUUCUGCAACGGUAGGAUAUGGAGGGUUCUUUAAAGGAAACUGGUUCUCCGAGCCUUGGACAGAUGAAGUUAAACAAUUAUGUGAUAGUGAUACAGAAUUAUCAAUUGCUUUCUUUGAGUUAUAUCCCAUUGUUGUAGCUUCCAUUCUCUGGGGUCAUAUGUGGAAGAAACAAAGAAUAGUAUUUAUGUGUGACAAUUCGGCAACGGUAGCAAUCUUAAAUAAGGGAAGAUCAAAAUCUGUGCAUAUUAUGCCGUUAAUGAGACGAUUAACUCUUGUGUCUGCUCAACAUAAUUUUGUAUUCUCUUCAAUUCAUGUUCCUGGUAAACAAAAUACUAUAGCAGAUGCUUUAUCACGUUUACAGAUUUCGAAGUUUCGCAGUCUGGUACCCAGUGCCCAGGAGCAUGCAACCAAAGUACCACCACCCAAAGAUGUUUUGUGGAGCUCGAAGACGUAG
Saccostrea cuccullata (small rock oyster) is the source of this 1649-nucleotide messenger RNA. RefSeq lists its product as uncharacterized. The record is from RefSeq and is a predicted model, not a curated record. The transcript has a single exon. Lineage: Eukaryota; Metazoa; Mollusca; Bivalvia; Ostreida; Ostreidae. Bases 6 to 1649 code for a protein of 547 amino acids.